Molecule: messenger RNA, 1131 nt
Organism: Chrysoperla carnea
Lineage: Eukaryota; Metazoa; Arthropoda; Insecta; Neuroptera; Chrysopidae
Exons: 5
Coding region: 31-1131 (366 amino acids)
Biological process (GO): rRNA processing
Source: RefSeq, a predicted model, not a curated record
UUUUGAAAUUUGUACACGAACCCUAAAAUAAUGAAUUUUCAUAAUGGUUUAGUGAAAAUUCAGCAAUUUAUUUUAAUCACAACUAAGAAUUUUUCAUUUUCAAAUAAUUUACAAGCGAAUUAUAAAAAGGAAAAUAGGGUUUUGAAAAAAUUAAUGUAUGGAUCAUCGGCAAAAAAAAAAAAGUAUAAUAUGUUCGAUAAUAAUACUCCGCUACUACCUACUGCUGCCAAUUUAGCAAAAGGUGCUUUCGAGGGCAAAAAAUCUGUAAAUGCAAAACGAAUUGCCGUUUUAAAUAAAUUAUUUAUGAAAAAUAUCACCGAUCUAAUGGCUACCGGUGAAUAUUCAAACGAAUUUAUCGGGAAAGGAUUAGAAAUAUCACGUGUUCAGACCACACCAGAUUUUCAAGGUGUAAAUGUUUUUUGGGUAGCAAAAGGCUCUGAAGAUGAUGAUAAAUUACAAGAAACAUUAAAUAAACAUGCCGGAUCAUUGCGGCAUGAAUUAUCUCAACUUCGAGUUAUGGGUGUAGUUCCAAAAAUACAUUUCGUUAAAGAUAAAGUGUAUGCCAAAUUAGUUGAAGUUGAUGCUCGAUUAGUAAAUGCUGAUUUUGGAGACGAUUAUGUUCCCGUAGAUCCAAGUUAUCGAAUGAAAUCUGAGUUUAUGUUGAAUAGCAAAUUGUCGGAGGAUGUCAAAGAACAAAUCAAAAUUGUUGAAGAUGAAACGAAAGAUGAAAUCGAAGAAGAACCAUUACCUCCAAUGAGACAUGAUAUUUUUGGAUUAAAUCACUCUGAAAUGAUGGCUAGAGUAAAGCGGCAAAUUAAAAAAUCUAAAGCAUUACAUCGGAAAAAUCCCGCUACAAAUGUCGAAUUGACCGAAAUAAAUAAGUCGGAUCAAAAUAUAGCUCAUAGUUUUACAUAUCCAAGUAUGAGAGCACAAAAGCAAGCGUUUGAAAAAUUUUUACAGCAACGGCAGAUUAUGAAAAUGAAAGCAAAAAAGGAACGUGAUAAAAAUUAUAGUCCCGAUAAAGAAUAUCUACGCGAACAACUUUUGUCAUACGAAAAUGAUGACAUUAUCGAAGAUAAUCACCAAGAUAAAGAUUAUAUAGAAGAAUAUGAUGAUGCCAAAAAAAGUUGA